Rhinichthys klamathensis goyatoka is the source of this 3315-nucleotide messenger RNA. It is a transcript of the gene emilin3a, whose product is annotated as elastin microfibril interfacer 3a. Bases 142 to 3135 code for a protein of 997 amino acids. Gene Ontology annotation, molecular function: protein binding. Gene Ontology annotation, cellular component: extracellular matrix. The record is from RefSeq and is a predicted model, not a curated record. Lineage: Eukaryota; Metazoa; Chordata; Actinopteri; Cypriniformes; Leuciscidae. The transcript has 4 exons.
GUAUUGACUAUGAACAACAUGGACAGAUGUGACUAGCUAGUUACACUUUUUUUUACACAUAGAUUUUGUUCUGGCAAUAGAGGGAUUUCCCUCUGUCAUUUUUUGUAGUUUUUUUUUUAGUAUUGAUAAUAUACAAAAAUCAUGUUACUGGAGAUGAUUUUGUGCUGUUUUCUUCUUCUUUGGAGUUCUUUUCUGACUGUGGCAGCAUUUCACCCUGCAUCAAGCCGAUAUAGCCUCUACUCAGGACCAAAUCCGCAGCACAACUCAGAGAAACCAACGGCCAGGCAUAAGAACCACUGUGCUUAUGUUGUGGAGAGAACUGUCUCAUUCACUAUUCAGGAUGGAGCGACUCCUUUCAUGAAGGCAGAGUACAACAAGUGUGCUUGGGGUCAAAAAUGCCCAACUAUAAAGUAUCGCACAUACUACAAGCCUAUGUUUAAAGUUGCAUAUAAGACUCUGACUGAGCUGGAGUGGAAGUGCUGUCCUGGUUAUGCAGGUGUCGGUUGUACUGCGGCAUAUGGAAUGAAAGCAAGGCCCCUAUUCAAAGGACCAAUGCCUGCACAGAAGGGCCCUAUGCCUCCUUUUAAAGGGUCCAUGCCUGCACAGAAGGGUCCCAUGUCUUCUUUUAAAGGACCCAUGCCUAUGCAGAAAGGUCCCAUGUCUUCUUUUAAAGGUCCUAUGCCUGCACAGAAAGGUCCCAUGUCUUCUUUUAAAGGACCCAUGCCUAUGCAGAAAGGUCCUAUGCCUUCUUUUAAAGGGCCUAUGCCUGCACAGAAAGGUCCUAUGCCUUCGUUUAAAAGGCCCAUGCCUUCUUUUAAAGGUCCCAAUCCCUCUCAAAAGGGUCUAGUGCCUUCAUUUAAAGGACAAUUUCCUCAUCCCAACUUCAAUGGAAACCCCUGGAAUCAACCUCAAACACAAUAUAAUGCCAUGAAUGGAUACCCAGGCCCUAAUACUGGGCCCUCUUCCCAAGAUACCUCAGUUGAACCUUAUUCAGACCACCAAGAACCAGAAGUAGAUUAUCCUGAACCCAUGCCAGAGCCUCAAGAUCUUGGCCAUGACUUAAUCCUAGAAGAGAAUGAGCCAAUCACAGACUACCAAGAUCCUCAACCAGAUCACAGUGAGAUGGAGCCUGCUUCCAAUGCACAGGCGCCCUCUGGUGGUGGUGAAACAAACCAAGAUCAUGGUGACAACAUUAUCGAAGAUGAGCGGUUUGAUAGGAUAGAAGAGGAUGUGCAGCGACUCUCUCUUGGUCUUGAUACUCUCCGUGGUACAGUGACAGGCCUGGAGGCCAGCUUGCGUGCUUCCCUCCGUGAAGACGCCAACCGGAUGUUGACUGCACUAAUUUCUGCUGCACCCAGCCCUAUUGCUGCUCCUUCCCUGUCUAGGGACUCUUCUGUGGGUUUCGGAGAUUUACCUGGAGGUGCACCGGAUAUUGAGGGUUCAGAUGUGGUGGGGCAGUUCCCAAACUUGGUCGAUUUGGCUGAAAAGGUUUCACAGCUGCGAGCAGAGCUUGUGGCAAAGGCAUCUGAGCUGGAAGGGUUGAGAGGAGCCGUUGUUGGUCACAACAACACCCUUCAAAGAUUGUCAGAAGGGUCAGUGAACCUUACUCAAACUGAAUUCCAAAAGGCCCUGGAGACUAUGGUGGAGUCCAAAAUGAGUGAAGCACGGGUGGCUAUCUUAGAUGGCUUUGAAAAACGUGUGGAGAGUGCUGAGGAGCGUUGCGAGGGUCACAUGGCAGAGGUGCGGCUACAGUGCAAGGAGGAACUUUUAAAUGGACAAGAUCAGAUUGAGCAAGUCCUAGACAUCAGGGCCAUAGGAUUGAGAACAGAACUCCAAAAACUUCAGGCUCAGCUUCAAGACCUGGAGCCUGAAGAGGGUUGUUGCAUUGCUGUAUCGGGUCUAACUGAAAGGAUAAUUCAUGUGGAGCAGUCAGUGGGUGGCUUGAAUGAGUCCCAAAUACACCUACGUGCCGAACUUGGUGGACACAAGGACCAUAUAGAGGGCAUGUUGGAGGGCCGACUGGCUUAUGUGGAGUCCAAGAUUAAUAUUGCAUUGAAUCAAGAGGAGGCGAGCAUUGACAAAAGAGUGCCCACCGACCUGGAGACACAAAUAGAGGGGAAGCUUAAGGCUCUUGAAAGUCGGCUCUUGGCUGCAGUGGACGAGCUAGGUAAUGUCACAGCACCAACUUUGCUAGAGGGUCAGGCUGUGCCCACACUGGAGACAGACGUAGAAUCACUCAGAAGAAGUGUUGAGGACGAUUUGGACCGUUUACAGAAACAGCUUAAAUCCAUAGAGGUCAUGUGCACUUCAUUUUGUGUUCCACAGCCUAUUCUUACAGGAUAUGCAGCUCCUUUGGCAACUGAGGAGGAGAAAAUUGAGGACAACCACAAGGAACUGAAUGAAAAACUUGAUUUACAGGUACAGAGAUUGAACAACCUCAAUGCCACGCUAUAUAAUCUUCUUGUCCAGUUGGCAGAAAAACAGGAGGAGGUAGGUCUUCAGGGUGAGGUGACCCUGCUGAAAGUUAGUGUGAACUCAGUUAACAGAUCUCUCUGUGGCUUGCAAGAGUCUCUUGGCUCUGUGAUCAGAGAGGUCGGCCACACAAACCUCACCUGGCAAGAGAGAGAAGAGAGGCUUGCACAGCAAGUGAAGGGUGUGGUUCAACUGGUGGGACGACAGGCAUCUAUGUUGGGUACUGGGGAGCGCAAGUUGACCCGUCUGAAAGGGGAACUCCAGGAUCUGCGGCGCAGAGUGGCCGGAGAGCUACAGGGUUGCCGCUCGACUGCCCUGGGUGUUCAGAAGGAGGUAGAUGAAGUCGGGGGUCGUGUUGCCCGUGUGGAGGGUCAGUGUGGAGGGCUGGCACACCUGGCUGAUGACCUAGAGAGAAUUCGAGGAGAGCUAGAGAGACACUCUGAUGGGUAUCUGUCUCAUGUUAAUAGCACCCUUGUUAACCAUUCUCACCAGCUAUCCAAGCUCAGAGAUAGCAUUCAAAACUGCACUGGACCAUCUGGGUCUACUAGGAAAGACGGGGAUAAUUUAGCUACAACACAACAAAUGGAAGAACAACACACAACAGAACCAACCCAUCCAAGAGGAGACCAGUUUGCAGUCCCCACACAGCACAGAGGUGACUAGUAAUUCAAGUGCACUUUAUAAUGUGCAGACAGUCUAUACUCAAGACAUAUACUAUUAUAUAGUAUCUUUCUCAGGAGACUUUUCUCUUACCAACAUCUGUUGUAUGAUCAGUGUUGUUGAAAUUCCCUCUUCCCAGUCUGUGGUGUUGCUGUAUUGUAUUGUCGUUGUCUUUUUUAUCAC